Chaetura pelagica (chimney swift) is the source of this 1017-nucleotide messenger RNA. RefSeq names its product BCL2-associated athanogene 2 (gene BAG2). The transcript is spliced from 2 exons. The record is from RefSeq and is a predicted model, not a curated record. Gene Ontology annotation, biological process: protein stabilization. The coding region runs from base 52 to 570 and encodes 172 amino acids. NCBI's taxonomy places the organism in Eukaryota, Metazoa, Chordata, Aves, Apodiformes, Apodidae. Gene Ontology annotation, molecular function: protein-folding chaperone binding; adenyl-nucleotide exchange factor activity.
UAUAUAGGUGAACAGCUAUUUUAUUAUUUAAACAUUUUGUUUGGUUCAACCAUGUUCAGGGUAGAGGCUUUCCGUGACGCAGCAUCUGCUAUGGAACAGGAGAAAGAAAUCCUGCUAGAAAUGAUCCACAAUAUCCAGAACAGCCAGGAUAUGAGGCACAUCAGCGAAGGUGAGAGAGAAGAACUUAACUUGACUGCUAAUCGUCUGAUGGGCCGCACCCUCACUGUGGAGGUUUCUGUAGAAACCAUCCGAAAAGCCCAGCCGCAGGAAUCCUUGCAGCAUGCCACCAAGAUGAUCGAUGAAAUAGUCAAUAAACUGCUGGAUGAUUUGGAAGAUGCCAAAACUCGCUUAAUGUCACUUUAUGGUGCGUGCACAUCUGAUGUGCCAGCAGGACCCAUCGACCAGAAAUUUCAGUCUGUGGUAAUAGGGUGUGCCAUUGAGGAUCAGAAGAAAAUCAAAAGGCGGCUAGAGACUCUGCUCAGAAACUUGGAAAAUUCGGAAAAGUCAAUCACAUUGUUGGAGCACCAGAAAUCGUCUGUUCGACAGUCUUGCAACAGCAAACAGGAUUAAACGAUCCUCCUGGCUGCUUCUGGCAAACCACAGGAUGAGCAAAUCUCUAUAAAAAGCACACAGAAGCUAAGAAAAAAAUUGUGCAGGCACGCACGUGUGUACGCAGGCACGAGCACCAAAGUAUCUUUGAUUGCCAGGUGUGAGCAUUUAAGGGGCUUUGGUAGCAUUGGCAUUUUCUUCUGGCAAUAAAGAAUGCUAUCAGGAGUUCUCCUGUACAGUCAAUGCUGCUCUUUGCAAAUUGUAAUUGUGCUUCUGCUGAACUUUCAGAAACCAUCAACAUCUUGCCUUUCCUCCAUUCUCUUGGGUUGUUCUGUUGGUUUUUUUUAAACUAAAGUUGUUUUGUCCUAUAGCAAGAUUUCAACUUUUCUCUGCAGUAUAUGUAGUGUGUGAACCAGACUUUUGGGGAAAAAAGACAAAUUGUGGCAAUAAAUCAAAAACAUUAAUAAA